This is a messenger RNA of Aegilops tauschii subsp. strangulata, 1846 nucleotides long. RefSeq names its product glutamate decarboxylase-like. Gene Ontology annotation, molecular function: glutamate decarboxylase activity; pyridoxal phosphate binding. Lineage: Eukaryota; Viridiplantae; Streptophyta; Magnoliopsida; Poales; Poaceae. The record is from RefSeq and is a predicted model, not a curated record. Gene Ontology annotation, cellular component: cytosol. Gene Ontology annotation, biological process: L-glutamate catabolic process.
GUGCUGUGACACCCACUGCUCACCCUCUCUUCUCGUAGCACGACACAACAACGGCGAGCUGAUCCAGCCAGCCACCGGCCGCCGUGGCAAAUGGCGUUGUCCAGGGCGCAGACGAACUCCGGCGAGUCGCUCAUCUCCUCCACCUUCGCGUCGCGCUACGUGCGCACCGCGCUCCCGAGGUUCAGGAUACCGGAGCAGUCCAUCCCCAAGGACGCGGCGUACCAGAUCAUCAACGACGAGCUGAUGCUGGACGGGAACCCGCGUCUGAACCUCGCCUCCUUCGUCACCACCUGGAUGGAGCCCGAGUGCGACAAGCUCAUCCAGAAUUCCGUCAACAAGAACUACGUCGACAUGGACGAGUACCCCGUCACCACCGAGUUCCAGAACCGGUGCGUCAACAUGAUCGCGCAUCUCUUCAACGCGCCCAUCGGGGAGGACGAGACGGCCGUCGGGGUGGGCACCGUCGGCUCCUCGGAGGCCAUCAUGCUGGCCGGGCUGGCCUUCAAGAGGAAGUGGCAGAACAAGAUGAAGGCCGAGGGCAAGCCCCACGACAAGCCCAACAUCGUCACCGGCGCAAAUGUCCAGGUGUGUUGGGAGAAAUUCGCGCGCUACUUCGAGGUUGAGCUCAAGGAGGUGAAGCUCAGGGAAGGGUACUACGUCAUGGACCCCGCGAAGGCCGUAGAGUUGGUCGACGAGAACACCAUCUGCGUCGCCGCCAUCCUCGGCUCCACACUCAACGGCGAGUUCGAGGACGUCAAGAUGCUCAACGACCUCCUCGUCGCCAAGAAUGCAGAGACAGGGUGGGACACGCCGAUUCACGUGGACGCGGCCAGCGGCGGGUUCAUCGCGCCCUUCAUCUACCCGGAGCUGGAGUGGGACUUCCGGCUGCCGCUGGUGAAGAGCAUCAACGUCAGCGGCCACAAGUACGGCCUCGUCUAUGCCGGCGUCGGGUGGAUCAUUUGGAGGAACAAGGAGGACCUGCCCGACGAGCUCAUCUUCCACAUCAACUACCUCGGCGCCGACCAACCAACCUUCACGCUCAACUUCUCCAAAGGUUCGAGCCAGAUCAUUGCACAGUAUUAUCAACUCAUCCGUCUCGGAUUCGAGGGCUACAAGGACAUCAUGCAAAAUUGCCGGGACAACGCAGCGGUGCUCCGGGAGGGAGUCGAGAAGAUGGGCUACUUUCACCUGGUGUCCAAGGACUCGGGCGUGCCGCUCGUGGCUUUCUCCCUCAAGGACUCGUCCAAGUACACGGUGUUCGAGGUGGUCGAGAGCCUGCGCCGUUUCGGCUGGAUUGUUCCGGCAUACACCAUGCCCGCCGAUGCCGAGCACAUCGCCGUCAUGCGUGUGGUCAUCCGCGAGGACUUCAGCCGCGGUCUCGCCGAGCGCCUCAUCACCGACCUCCACAAGGUCAUGGUGGAGAUGGACGCGCACGCCAAGAAGCAUGGGCAUCACGAGCAUGUGAAGAAGACAGCACACCAAAUCGAGAAGGAGGUGACCACCUACUGGCGGACCUUCGUUGCGAGGAAGAAGCACAGCCUGGUUUGCUGAUUGCAGUUUUCGGGCUUAACGUGGAGGAAUAAUUCUUGGCCAUACCGAGUUCUUCUUCGGCAUGUGUUGGCUCAUUUCUUGUUCUUUUUUAGUAGUUUCUUCGAGUAAGUGUUCGUUUUAAGUUUAGCACUCGUUUUGUGUGCUUAGUUAUGUAUGUUCCCACUGAGCUGGCCUGGGCUGACCUCAUAUGGUGCAUUCUGCCUUGGUUUGCUUGGCUACACUCUCGUUCUUUAUGUUUUAUGGGUUAUAAACAACGCUUCUAAGUGCUCUGCGAUCCGGAGUUAGGGUUUGAGGG